UGGAAGGAUCAGCCUGCUUCCUCUUGGGUGUUCUGUGAUCCAGUGGCUGACUUCAGAAAACAGGAUGAGACAGGUGGCAUUUGUAGGCUGAGACAGGAGGAUCACUGUGAGUUUGGGGCCAGCCUGGUCUGCAUAAGCGAGUUCAAGGCCAGCCUGAACCUGCAUAGUGAGACCCUGUCUCACAACAGCAGCAACAACAAAGCUGUUUGUAGUACUCUGAUUCUGACCUCCCCAGGACCCGGAGUAUAUAUAUGAAGCAUAGCUAAAAUAUGUGAUCAACAUUUAAACUUAAAAAUUUAUCACAGCAAAAGUAACUUUACCAUUCACCCCACCUUAGAAUACCCAGAAUACUCUUUUAAGUACUCCUCUUUGCUUUGAACAUACUUAUUCUGCCAUUGCUGGCAAAGUCAUGUCUUUAAAAUUUAACCAUUUACAGUAUUUUUAAUCGUGUUUGUGUGUGUGUGUGUGUGUGUGUGUGUGUGUGUAUCCCUUACAGUAACUGGUCACAGUUAAAUCAGUGUGUAAGGUGGUGGUUUAUUCCUCACAAACAUUUUGCCAUCGAAAGACUAUUAACAUAUGGCACUAGGUUUCCAGGCUAUUCUCCAAACUCCAAAAUUCUAGACUUCGUUUUUAGAAACUGUUAGCUCACACUCAGUAUACUUAAAAUAUAUUACACUGUAGAACAUAUAAACUUAGACUAUCUAAAUCAGGAGUCUCAAUUGUCUGACUUUGCUUUUAAGAAGAGUAUUUUCCAUUUUUUAUGACAGAGUUUAUUUCCCACCUGUAGCAGUAGGCCUUUAAAUCUUCUUUCAGUGACAGAUUUGCAGGUAAGGACGGACAUGUCCCAGCUCUCAGCCCAGGCCAGCUCCCCGGCUGUGUGCUUCUGAUUCCUCUGGGGCAGCCUGACUGUGGUGCCCACCCUUCCCUGCCCGCUUCCAGCAGGUAAACACUGUGUGCCCGUGCUUGAGUCUAUCCAAACUCAGGCGCAGUGUCCCCAGUCUUAUUUUUCUUUCUCCUCUCGUCUUUUUUGCUCUGCCCACAAAUUUUUUUGAAAGAAAACUAUGUAUCUGUCUCUUCUUUUUCUUUUGGUUUUUAUUCUGAGAGUUUAAGGGUGUAACAAUGAGUGUUAAACUUUACAAGAUUUGAUCUGGAGAAAGUUGUCUUUUUUCUUUUUCUAAGCCUUAAUUUUCUCAUCUAUAAAAUAAAAUUACUAUUACAAUUAUGCCUUAUGAGGACUGAAUAAAAAUAAUGCAUGUAGAGCAUUUGUUUUAACACAGUGAGUGGCCUAAGGUUAAUGCUUCGUUUCUUUUUCUUUUAAAGGGAGAGGUUUAUUUGGCUUAUGGUUCAGAGGAGUCAGUCCAUGGUAGCUGACUCCAAGGUAGCAACCUCGUGGUUGAUGCUCGGUUUCUAAUACCUAGUUCUGUAUUUAUGUUUGACCUUUUUUUUUUUAAGCCAGAGAGGUAGAACUUCUGACUCUCCUGCUGUCUGUUUCUUCUUUUUUGAAAAUAAUGGUGAGACAGUUGCACAGAUAAAUAAAAUGAGAUUGCCAUCUGAGAUUCUAGUAACAUUCCCACAAAUUGGGAGACAGAGAUAAACUAAGAAGUUACCUAAACGCUUGAUGAAUUUUCCAACAUCCCCAAACACCAGUUAUAAACUAAUGGAUGUAGAAUUAAAUGUGACUUGGGUGAAAUCUAAUCAAUGUAUUUUUUUUAAACCUAAGAGAUGACCGGAUAAGGUGCUGGUAGAUGGCCAGCCUUAGCCUAGCAAAGGGAGUAAUUACGGCUGAUGCCUACAGACACACAUACUUAUCACUACUCAGGGAUGGGAAUGCCAUACCCCAAGGACUCAAACCAAAUGUUCUUUGUGGCAGGUUGUUCCCAGGGCUUCUGAACUCAUCACAGUCAGCCCGUCUUGUCCAGGAGCCAGUUACAGUUUGAUAUCCUUGGCAGCUCCAUCAAAAGGCAUGGCCACUGCCCUUAGUGGUGGUUGUAAUUUCUUUCUACAAUUAAUAAAUUCCCUAUACAUACAUAAAUUUUUUUUUUCUGUGAGCUUGUUAGUGUAAGUUCUCAAAGCAGGUCUGCUUUUGGAGUAUUGCAUACCACUUGAGGAGUUGACCUGGGUGCCGUCGGUCAUCAUCAGGGUGACGGUUCCCUGCCUGUCUUCCUUAAAUCCCUCAGCUGCGGCGGUCCUGUACUUGCCUGUCUCAGUCUGCUUGGGUCUAGUAGUUGCAUUUUACAAAAUGGAGCCGGCUGUGAUGGCGCGUACCUGUAACCCUAGCCCUGGGAAUCCCGGAUCACAAGUUCAAGGCUAGUGUGGGCUGCAUAAUGAGAGACCAUCUCAAAACAAAGGAAAAACCCAUAUAAGCAAAGUAUUUUUUACUAAAUCAAGAUAAUUUGUGUUAAGAAUAGUGUGUGAAAAUCAGCCAUAAUUCCAGGCCAAACCCCUGAGAUGGGAAUUAGCUUGGUCUUCCCCUUAUUUUUCUUGUGUACCGUCUCUUUCAAAUAAAACUGGAGUCAUACCCUCUUGAACUGUAUCUUCCCUUUUUCAUGUAAUAUAUCUUGGGUGUCUUCCUGGGUCAGGUUUAUUUGUAAGUUGUAUUUCAUUCCACAAAUGCCUUAAAAUUGCCCUAGCGAGUUUUUAAAUACAAGCAACCAAACAUACAGUUAUGUCUGUGUACAUUUCUUUUAGCAAAUGUUCGUUGGGCACUUAACCACAUACAAGGUAUUGUAUACAAUGUUCUGUGUACAGUACCGAGUAAAAUUGAGGCAGUUCCAGCCCUGAAGAGCUGUAACCCCUGUCCAUUAUCUCCUGGGGUAAUUCUAAGUGGAAUUGCCCAGGCAGUGCACAUUGCUAAUCUCAACUGUUAAUAGGUGGUAGGGGACAGUCCUGAAAGGUGCCUCUCCAGUGGUUUCUACAACCAUUCAUAAUCAAAGCUGUCUGUGACGGCCAGUAAGGUCUCCCUGUUGGUCAGAAAAUGGCAUGAGAGAGCCAGCAAAAGAGGCCACCCUGUGGUUUUUAUUGGGGCUUUGGGGUGAAUGUAGGUGAGCUGCCAGCUCACUAGGUGGAAAUCGGUCAGGAAGGAGCAUCUGAGAGCAAAGUGUAGUGGUGGACACCUAUAACCUUGGCAAUCUGGGAGGCUGACCUGGGAGGAUCAUAAUAAACUCAGCUCUCCUGGGCAACGUAGCAAAUUAAACCCUGUCUCAAAAUUUUUAAAAGGAGCGGGUCUAUAACUCAGUCUGGAGAUGGUUCAAUCCCUGGUGCCUCCUCGCAAAAACCACUUAGACUCUUUAGUGCCACGGAUUGAAUCCUAGCAAGUGCUCUACCACUGAGCUACACCCCAGCCCCAAGACAAAAAAUAUCUGUCCCAGAUGUGGAGAAGAAACCAGAGGCCAAAGCUGCCUGUAGUCAAAGGACAAAAACGAACUAUGUUCCUUGUAAAGAUGCCUGGAGCACCGAUCUCUGGCUACUCACCGGGAACCCUUCAAGCAUCUCAGUGGUACCUCUGUGCUUUCACCUCUGGACAGUAGCUGGUCCCACUGUCUUUCCCGUGGUGUCCACUCCCAGCACACACAGUACACACGUGCACACCUGCAUCCCCUUACAGACGGUGGGAACACGGAUCAGAGGCUGGCGCAGUUACGGUCAGAGCUGUGCCUGGCCCUCUGAUUCUUUGACUUCUAGGAAGCUUCAUGCUGAGAUACAACCAAAGCAGAGGUUUGGCAGAGGUCUGUAGAGCUAAGAAGCGGCUCUCCCCCUCCACCCCCAGCCAGGCGGCCCCUGGGCUUUCUGGCUGUUCUGUGUUCGCUGCCACUUGCACACUUGGAAAAGAUGAAGCAUGCGCGCCAGUCGCCCUCGGGUAGGUCUCGUACACAAAGGGCUUAUCGUGGCUUGAUGUAGCACUUAAUGGUUGAGAAAAUAGUCUAAAGAAGUCGGGACUUCCCCAGGUGGCAGGAAGGAACCAGGCAAACACCUGCAGUUUGUCACCUCUGCCUUCUUCGUGUGUCACAGGCCUUCAGACGCUGUGAGGGUUUCCCCUUUUGUUUGUUUUGAGCAUACUAGACAGGCAUUUCACUUCUGAGCUACAUCCCCAACCUUUCUAGUUUGGUUUUGAAGGAAUUUAUUUUUGUACUUUUGGAUUAAACCAGAGCUUCCACACUGAGCUACAUUCCCUGCCCUUUGUCUUAUUUUUAAUUUUGAGACAGUCUUAGUCACUUAGGUGUCUUGAUUGGGCUCAAAUUCUCCUGCCUCAGCCUUCCAGAGUGCUGGAAUUACCAGCUCCAACAGGCCUGGCUUUAAAAGAUUUUAAUUCUUAACACUGGUUUUUUUGUGGUGAUUGUUGACAAGGAGGCUAAAAAAGUCCAGGAAGCUGGAUGUGGUGGCAAAUUCCUGUAAUUCUAGCCCUCAAAAGGUUGAUGCAGGAUAAUCUCACUUUCAAGAUUAAUAGUGAGCAUUGCCAGACAGACUGUCUCAAAAAACAACAACAAAGAAGAAAAAUAUGCAGGAAACAGUAGGUGAUCGAUUAUGUCUGAUAGAUAUGGUUAUCAGGAAUAUUCACUUGGUGAAUAAUGAAUUAAUUGGCAGAAUCAGUGAGAGACGAGCCACCACGUAAUCCGGCUCUUUGACCUUCUAGUCUCAUGGUGAAAAUUCAAUCUCUGCUCAAGACUAGGCCUCUCAGGCCUCCCAUCCGAACUGGUGGGGAUCCUAACUGCCCAGGCUGGAAGGCAAAGUCCUCUCUGGCGCUGGGCGGGGCCUGCAGAGGUCUGGUGACUGCGUUUCCCUGGCAACGCCUUGUUCCCAGCAACUGCUGCGGGCUGCGGUCCACUGGGAGCUGCGGGGAGAGCGAGAGGCUCCUGCCAUGAAUCCGCCGGGGUCCAUGGGGGUGCAGGAGCACAGUGCAGAGGAGCCCUUAUCCAACCCCAUUCACACGCCCUCAAUACUUUCUGACGACCCGCAGGAGCGGAUCCAGGCCCGGCGCCUCCGCAUCGCGGCGCGCGUGGAAGCCAGGAGGCGGGAAGCUCUUGGAGAAUAUUUAGAUGGAAAGAAGGAGAGUGAAGAGGAUCACAGCAAGAGCUACAAACAGAGAGAAGAGAGCAGACUGAAAUUGGCUAAACUGCUGUUCUAUGGCACUGAGUUGGUGUCAAAUAUUCGAGUGGCGAUAGAUGUCAGGGAGACCCACAGGAGGGUGGAAGAGGAGGAGAUAAAGCGCCUGAGAGUCGAGAAGCUGGAGAAUGAGGUUAAGACCAGCCAGGACAAAUUCGACGAAAUCACUUCCAAGUGGAAGGAGGGCAGGCAGAGGCAGAUCCCCCAGGAGCUGUGGGACAUGCUCAGCGCUCAGCAGCUGCACUGUGCGGGGCUCAUAGAAGACAAGAACAAGCUCAUCAGCGAGCUGCAGCAGGAGUUAAAAGUCAAGGACGACCAGUACGUGAAGGACCUGAAGAAACAGUCCGACGACAUCUCCCUGCUCCUGGAGAGGAUGGAGGAGCAGGUGAAGAGCACGAUGAAAGCCUUCCGCCAGGAGCUCGUUCACAUCGAGAAAGCCUUCGAGCUGGAGCGACAGGAGCUGCUGAUCAGUAAUAAGAAGAAAUGGGAGUGGGCGCUGCAGGCUCACAGCACCAAGGAGCUGGAGUACCUCAUCAACCGCAUGAAGAGGGUGGAGGACUAUGAGCAGCAGCUGAACAAGCAGCGGAUCUUCGACUGCGAAGAGUACAACACCAUCAAGAUCAAGCUGGAGCAGGAUGUGCAGAUUCUUGAGCAACAGCUUCAGCAGAUGAAAGCAACGUAUCAGCUAAACCAAGAGAAGUUAGAGUACAACUUCCAGGUGCUGAAGAAGCGGGAUGAAGAAAGCACAGUGAUUAAAUCCCAGCAGAAGAGGAAGAUCAAUCGCCUGCAAGAUAUACUUAACAACCUGAGAUCAAAAUACGCCAAGCAGAAGAAGCAGUUUCAGGAGGAGAAUCAGUCUCUGACCACAGACUACAAACGUCUUGUGAUGCACUUCAAGGAGCUACAGAAAUCCAUGAGGCAUUUUGCUCUUGUUGAUGCUGAGAAGUUUCGGGAGAUUUGGCUGAUGAACGAAGAGGAGGCGAAGGGGCUCAUAGACAAAGCCUUCAGUGUAGACCGGAUCAUCCACACCCAGCAUCUGGGGCUCCCCUGGACAGCGCCUGACCUCUGGUUCCUGAGCAAUGUGGGGCCCAUUUCCCAGCAGCCGCGGAAGUCCGCCACCCAGAUAGUAGAGGAGGUGCUGAGGCAAACAGAGGAGGAGGAGGAGGAAGAGGCUGCCUUACAUCCAGAGUCUUACCUGGACCUGCCCAAGCAAAUUUCAGCAAAAACAACCAAAAAGAUCCUGAUGCUUCUAUGUGAUGAGUCGGGUUUCCUCAUAGAGAGCAAGUUGCUGAGCCUUCUCCUUUCCCUGGAGAAGACCGAGUGCUAUCUGCUGAGGUUGGACGCCAUCUUUUCAGCCCUUGGAAUCGAAAGUGAGGAUGACUUGUACAAACUGGUCAACUUCUUCCUCAAAUACCAAGCCCACCAUGGAUCCUCCACCCAGAUGAACCCCAGGGAUCAAGUGGGCACCGAGCAGCCGAGCCUGACGUCAGGGGUGGAGCUGCUGAGCGUGGAGACAGCGGAGGACCAGAGCAGCCCCACAUCUGUCUCCCCGAGAGCCAGCGUGGCAUCCGGCUUGGAGGUGGCAGAGCAGACCGGGCUGGAGGGAGGCGCAGGCGGGGAGCAGGAAGAGAAGGUGGCUCCGGCUUCUCCCGGGCUCAUCCACCCCAACGACGUCCUCAAGGUUCUGGAGGCCUUCGUCAUGGGUCUCCGGAAGCCCAGGGACCUUCAGACACUGCUGAAGGUGACAAGGAAUGAGCGAGAUGAUUCAAAGGACUCUGCGUACUGGGAGGCCCUGAGCACGGUGAUCCCCGAUGCCAGGCUCAGCCUGUGGGACACACUCUACACAGCCCUGGAGAGAUACCACCACGUCCUGACCCAGCGGGCCGAGCUGCUGCUGGAAAACGAGUCCCUGGAGCAGCAGAACGCCGAACUGCAGUCUCUGCUGCAGCAGUAUCUUCAUUCCAAGAUAAACUCUCAACUGCAGGUUCCUCCGACGCAGGUGUUCCGGAUACCCACCAAAUAGAGGUGGACCCCAGAGGCUGACGAGUACAAGCUCGUGCUGGUGCUGUGCUGGUGCUGGGGACCAGGGCCCACCCUGGGUUUCCUGGAGCUGUUGUUACAGGCCCGUUGAAAGAAGCCCCCACUUAGUUCCCAUUAAAGUCAAUUGAAACCA
This is a messenger RNA of Cavia porcellus (domestic guinea pig), 7273 nucleotides long. It is a transcript of the gene Drc1, whose product is annotated as dynein regulatory complex subunit 1. The transcript has 17 exons. The record is from RefSeq and is a predicted model, not a curated record. Gene Ontology annotation, biological process: axonemal dynein complex assembly; cilium-dependent cell motility; regulation of cilium movement. The coding region runs from base 4856 to 7123 and encodes 755 amino acids. Gene Ontology annotation, cellular component: axoneme; axonemal dynein complex. NCBI's taxonomy places the organism in Eukaryota, Metazoa, Chordata, Mammalia, Rodentia, Caviidae.